This is a messenger RNA of Moneuplotes crassus, 775 nucleotides long. The record is from the annotation of a GenBank genome assembly. Lineage: Eukaryota; Ciliophora; Spirotrichea; Euplotida; Euplotidae.
AUGAGAAGGAAAAGAUUUCAUGAACCAAGUGAAGGUGAUCUUCUCGAGGAAGAGAAUUGGGAACUGAAAAUUUUCCAUCAUAUUAUCUCAGAAAACAAUCCUAUGACUUGGUAUACCACUAAAGAUUAUUAUUGGCAUCUGGGUGAUUACUCUGCACUGAAUCAGAAGUUCUAUAAAAUUGCUCCUCCGACUCGCAGUUGUUAUGAACUCAGCUUUGGAAAUACUAGAUAUAACACUCAGAAAGAUCUAGCCAGGAUUUUGUGAAAGUUAAAGAGAUCUGAAGUUGAUAUCUUAGAAAUAUGUCAUUCAAAUAAAAAGAGGAAGUUUCCACUGAAGCAGUUGUUUAUUCCAAGACAAAACAUUUUUGAAAAUGUUACUCUCAAGUGUAGUUUCAGUACAAUGACUUUUUCUGAGAAGAAUUUGAUCAGAGUAUUGGUUUUCCUGAGAAACACCCGAAAAGUUAAGUUCUACGAAUGCAGUCUCAAUGAAGUAUCAAAAUCGCAUUGUCCACUUCCUUAUCCGAAGAUACAAAAGUUGAUCUUCAACAACUGCCUAGAUAAUGACGGAAAUGAUCUAAAUUAUGAGAACCCUGUUGCUAUACAGAUUCUAAAGUUUGUCAAAAUCCUUGACCUGGACAAAUCCUUGCUCUCAGUAGGUUUCGAGCCAAACUUCUCCAAUUACUCUAAAGUGCUAGUGCAACAACAAGUGGAGAUCGAUCAUCAAAAGAUUCUGUAACCAUCUCAGCUCCUAAAAUAUCUUUGCACUAAAAUCCACA